Molecule: messenger RNA, 435 nt
Organism: Echinostoma caproni
Lineage: Eukaryota; Metazoa; Platyhelminthes; Trematoda; Plagiorchiida; Echinostomatidae
Source: the annotation of a GenBank genome assembly
AUGGGAUUACCAGUCAUCAAUUGCAAUUACUUGGCGAAACGAUGUUGUGCGUUCAAUCUGAGUCCCGUGUGUCAAUCCCGAUCCGAUUCCCGGUAUCAGGCCACAGUCCACAGUCCAUCCAUUCUGGCCCUGCAAGCAAUGCGGCUACUACAAGGAUCAAUCACACUGCAUACCAACGAUAAACCAAUCACUUCACACCUUCAAUAUUUCAUUGUACAAUGUUCCGGUAACGUUGGUGGCAUGAAGGUACCGUCGGUAAAGUUUUUUCUGAAACGACGCGUUCUUCCAUACGGUCAACGGGAAGGUGCCCUGAAAGCGUUACAGAAAAUGGAACAGGAUGAUGUGAUAAGCAAAGCUGAAUCCAGUGCCUGGGCGACCCCGAUUGUCGUGGCGAUGAAAAGUGAUGGUAGAACAGCACGGAUCUGUGGAGACUAG